Molecule: messenger RNA, 1558 nt
Organism: Syngnathoides biaculeatus (alligator pipefish)
Lineage: Eukaryota; Metazoa; Chordata; Actinopteri; Syngnathiformes; Syngnathidae
Exons: 5
Coding region: 104-1489 (461 amino acids)
Biological process (GO): positive regulation of DNA-templated transcription
Cellular component (GO): nuclear body
Source: RefSeq, a predicted model, not a curated record
CCACUCACAAUUAUUUGCAAUUGUAUAAAUUUAAAUUGGAUGUAUCGGUACAUAAUAAGUAAACAAGAGAGAAUACUUUUAUUGGUAUCGGUUUGGAAAAAAAAUGGUAUCGAACAUCUCGAUUUGCCACAGUCCAAGCACACGAUGGUGCUCCAAAACUUCAACCUCAAGUUAUUUGAUCGUUUGUUUUUUGUUCUUUUUUUUUCAGUCAAAGGUCUUUGUGAAGUUAACCAAUGAGGCAUCUCCGUUUGACUGCACAGCGUGUGGGGUUCCAGCCAGAUUGCCCCACGACCCCCCUGGGAGGAAUGCAUCCCACCGAGGUCACCGUGGCGACCUCCUUUUGCUGAUGAUGUCAGAAUCUUGGUCCACCGCAUCCGGAAGUUGCUGUGCUGUUUACAUUCCACGCAGCUCGUCUUCAAAAAUGAGUCUCCCGACCAUCAACUCUACCACUUCUUUGUCCACCACCAGACGCAAGCGCGAGGCUGAACGCUCCGUCAACUGGACGGUGGAGGAGACGAAGGUGCUGCUUUGCGCCUGGAGCGACCAGCGCGUUCAGAAGAGUUUGUCGGAAAACCUCCGCAACCGCCACGUGUUCAAGCAUCUCUCGGCACGCAUGAGUGACAUGGGCUUCUCCCGGAGUCCACACCAGUGCCGCCUUCGCGUCAAAACUCUUAAGGCCAACUAUGCCCGGGCCAAACUCCAAAGGAGGUCGGACGCAUCCCAGAUGUGCACCUUCAAGUACUUUGACGAAAUGGACGCGGUGUUGGGGAGGCCAGUGGACGGCUCGGGAGUCGGUCCUCGCUUCCCUGCACCUGUCGCAGAGUUCAGCGAUCAAUUUUUCAGCUCCCCGGGAAGAGACCAGUUGAGCUCCUCAGAGGAAAAGGGAGGCCGUCACCCGUGGAAGUUGGGAUUCCACGUCAAGAUGGAGAACGGCGAAGAUUCGGAGUUCAGCGAUGCCGGAUUCCCGGAACCGCCGCGAGAGAGACGCCACGACGUUUACUUGGCAUCGACCGUCCGUCCUGAGCCUGCUGCACCAUCCCUGGAAGUUGCCAGUUCUACUCCCCCAGCCGUGAUCGUGGCUGCGCCAGCCGCACCCGGUGAUGCGCCGUCCGCCUCGGCUCGGCUCCCCGACGAUUCGUGCCUCCGCAUGGAGCCGGCACUCCAGCACCUGUCGCAGUGUUACCAACAGCUGCUGUCAGAGACUCGGACCCUGCUGACGCAGCUGGAGCGCCAACGGCAGGAGCAGGCUACCUGGCACCAGGAUCUCCUGGGCCAGUGGAUCCAAAGGCAGCAGGAGGCGGCUGAGAGGGAGGAGAGGCGGGAGAAGGCCCACAUGGAGCACCAGAUCCAGGUGCUGGAGCUCCUCACCUGUCUGGUCAGGGAGCAGCAGUGCAAAUGUGGAGGCGGGGUGACCACCACCACCCCCAGCGGGCGGGCAGCGGCGGUGUCGAGUGAACGCCAUCACUUAUUCACCAAGGGGGAAAAUUAAGACAUGAUUUGUAAUUUAUCGCUUGUAAAAUCUCACAUUUUGCCUUUGAACACUUUUAUGGACAUAAAA